Molecule: messenger RNA, 1900 nt
Organism: Procambarus clarkii (red swamp crayfish)
Lineage: Eukaryota; Metazoa; Arthropoda; Malacostraca; Decapoda; Cambaridae
Source: RefSeq, a predicted model, not a curated record
UCUUUUCCCGCCAAAGUUAGUGUUGUUGUGAGAGGCAAAGGUUCUCGGGGAUAAACGUGCUCCAUAACAGUGUCAUAAUGGAAGGCUUUGAUGAUCCUGGCAUCUUCUUCUCCGAUAACUUUUCUACUGAAGAGCAAAAUGAUCUAAGUCAAAUCAACUUACAAACUGUAAAGAAGAAAUUUAGAGAAUUUUUGCGUGAAUUUCACGAAGGGAACUUCAAUUACAAAUACAGAGACUCUCUAAAGCGUCAUUAUAACUUGCGACAAUAUUAUUUGGAAGUAAGUCUUGAAGAUGUAGCCAGCUUUGAUGAAACCCUUGCAGAUAAACUUAAGAAAGCCCCUACAGAACAUCUCCCACUCUUUGAGGAAGCUGCGAAAGAAGUUGCUGAUGAGGUGACUGCUCCUCGACCACAGGGAGAAGAGAAGGUAGAAGACAUUCAGAUUAUGCUGACCUCUGGUGCCAAUCCUGUUGAUCUUCGCAGUCUGCAGUCUGAUGAAGUUAGCCGGCUAGUGAAAGUUGCAGGUAUUGUGGUAGCAGCAUCAGGAGUGAAGGCUAAAGCCUUGACAUUGACGGUGCAAUGCCGUUCCUGUCAAACCACCUUGACAAAUUUGCCUGUUAAGCCCGGUCUCGAAGGCUAUCAGCUACCUAGAAAGUGCAAUACGGAACAGGCUGGAAGACCAAAAUGCCCUCUUGACCCCUUCUUCAUUGUGCCAGAUAAAUGUGAAUGUAUUGAUUAUCAAGUACUGAAGCUUCAGGAAGUCCCUGAAAAUCUGCCCCAGGGAGAAAUGCCACGGCACCUCCAGCUUUAUGUUGACAGAGCUCAAUGUGAACGUGUAGUGCCUGGCAAUCGUGUAACUGUCCUCGGUAUCUAUUCUAUAAAGAAAAUUGGGAAGUCAACUAGGGGCUCACGCGACAAGGUUGCAGUAGGUAUCCGAGCCCCAUACUUGAGGGUAGUGGGUAUUCAGGCUGACCAGGAAGGACGUGGAUACACAUCAGGUGUCACUAUAUCUUCAGCAGAAGAGGAGGAAUUCCGCCGGCUUGCACAGUCAAGCAAUAUCUAUGAAAGAGUUGCUCGAAGUAUUGCCCCCAGUAUUUUUGGUUGUGAGGACAUAAAGAAAUCUGUAGCGUGUUUGUUAUUUGGCGGUUCACGUAAACGUCUUCCUGAUGGCCUAACACGAAGAGGAGACAUAAAUGUUUUACUCCUUGGUGAUCCUGGUACAGCCAAGUCACAGUUGUUAAAGUUUGUUGAGCGGGUGGCCCCUAUUGCUGUUUAUACAUCAGGCAAAGGAUCUUCUGCUGCUGGUUUAACUGCAUCUGUUACAAGAGAUCCUGUUUCACGUAAUUUUGUGAUGGAGGGUGGUGCUAUGGUGCUUGCUGAUGGUGGUGUAGUCUGCAUUGACGAGUUUGACAAAAUGCGUGAGGAUGAUCGUGUAGCAAUUCAUGAAGCAAUGGAACAACAAACAAUCUCAAUUGCAAAGGCUGGAAUUACCACUACCUUAAAUUCACGCUGUUCAGUAAUGGCUGCUGCAAACUCUGUUUUUGGCCGCUGGGAUGAUACUAAAGGAGAAGAAAAUAUUGAUUUUAUGCCUACCAUCCUCUCUCGAUUUGACAUGAUUUACAUUGUAAAAGAUGAGCAUAAUGAAGCCAGAGAUACAACGAUGGCCAAACAUGUUAUGAACGUUCAUUUAAAUGCUCUGAAGACUGCUGAGGAAACUCCUGAAGGUGAACUCUCUCUCAAGUUUCUGAAGAAGUUUAUCAGUUACAGUAGAAGCCGUUGUGGUCCUAGACUGUCGGAGAAUGCUGGAGAGAAAUUAAAAAAUCGGUACAUACUGAUGCGAGGAGGAACCCGUGAAGCAGAGAACCAAUCUGAAAAGAGACUGGCAAUUCCCAUUACCGUAAG